AUGGAUUAUGAUGAGCUCAUGGAGUUCAACGGCAGAGGAGAUUUUUUGAAGUGUUUAACGGAGGUGAUCAACACCACCACACAUGCAUUGGACAGGUUGGGUGUCGAUGCGGCCAUCAUCGAUGGUACUUUGAUAGGUUGGCAGCGACAUGAUAAGAAUCAUAUACCCUGGGAUGUCGAUGGCGAUCUCCUCAUCAUGCAGAGUCAUUGUCGGAAGGCCUUCUCUACCCACGCCACCACCCAUCAUAAGAACAUGGCAUCCCUUCUACAGGAGUAUCUACUCGACGACUCCCGCUAUCGUGUGGCUGGUAUCGUAUUCGGUGUCGGAUCCGAAUUGGACCCUAAUGAGUGGGAAGGCUGUGAGGUAUCGGAACUCCGCGUUAUCCACUACUCUGACAGUAGCACUUGUCAUGUGGACAUCUUUCAGCUAGUUCAGUCCUCCGACCCCGAUCAUCCUUGUGAGGAUUGUCCUGGUUUCAACUCGAGUAAAAUCGUUACUUGCCGUCAUCAGCAACAUAAUGCUUGUGGAUUGUAUGAAAACUACUUCCCAACUAGAUGGGACCAUAUGGACGCCGAUGGAGAUGUUAAGGUGCCGAAUAAUGUUUCGGAAGCCCUUAAAUCUGAGUACGGAACAUCCCCUUUAAGCCUUCUCAACCUCCAGAAGAUUCCUGGUAACUACGAAUUCCAUAGCACAAUGCUUGUGGUCGGCCGAGCAGCGAUCUCAAUAGAACAAAUCACCACUCGGAAACCUGUUGAUAAAUUCCUUUCCGGUGCCGAGUUGGCUGGUCUCACUCGCGUUUCGGAGAGCGCGGUAUUAGACUCUCACAAUAGUCGCAUCUUUGCUGUUACUAUUGAGGCUGAGAGGUUCAUUCGAGUCUUUCCCGAAAAGGAGGUUGACCAUGCGCCAUCGGAGAAUCUAUUCCUCUGCCCGAUGAAUGUAACAGAUGGUGUGAACUUAACGUCCUGGCCGUCAGAGGAGGUUAUUAUCAACAGUACACUUUGUAUGGAUUAUGAUGAGCUCAUGGAGUUCAAGGGCAGAGGAGAUUUUUUGAAGUGUCUAACGGAGGUGAUCAACGUCACCACACAUGCAUUGGACAGGUUGGGUGUCGAUGCGACCAUCAUCGAUGGUACCCUAUUAGGUUGGCAACGACACGAUAAGAAUCAUAUACCCUGGGAUGUCGAUGGCGAUCUCCUCAUCAUGCAGAGUCAUUGUCGGAAGGCCUUCUCGACCCACGCCACCAUCCAUCAUAAGAACAUGGCAUCCCUUCUACAGGAGUAUUUACCCGAUGAUUCCCGCUAUCGUGUGGUCGCCGUCAAAUACGGGAUUGGCUCUGAAUUGAGCCCUGACGAGUGGGAGGGUUGCAACACUAGCGAGAUACGUGUCACGCACAACUACCACGGCGUCUCCUGCCAUGCCGACGUCUUCCAAAUGCUUCAAUCGAGCGAUCCCGGCUCGCCCUGUGGUCGCUGCCCUCUUCCUGUCAACGCAUCACCAUCGUCCACCAUCACCGUAUGUCGGUCUUCCCCCGGUGACCAGUGUGGCCUUCUGGAUGACCUACUACCGACUCGAUGGGAUCAUAUGAACGGCGUAAAUGUUCGAGUACCCGCCAACCCAGAGGCCGCCCUCAAGUCGCACUUUGGCCCCACUAGUUUACGUCUGAUUAACAUGAAAGAGAUCCCCCGCAAUUACAAGUACGGCUCCUAUCGUUUGGUAGUUGGUCAAACACUUCAUGACGAAAUAGCUCAUAAGCAUUCACCCAACUUCGAUGCUCAACACGCGAAGCCCCUCGAAAACUCGAGCCUCACGAAGGAGGAUAUCAGUUCGAAGGUGUUUGCAGAGACUACCGCUGCUAACCCAGUGAUAAUAAUUUCGUUCCACAAGCAUUCCGUCAUCUACUUCAACUCCGUCAUCUUCCUACCGCCAAGUUCGCAGCCCUCCGAAUAG
Molecule: messenger RNA, 1944 nt
Organism: Perkinsus marinus ATCC 50983
Lineage: Eukaryota; Perkinsozoa; Perkinsida; Perkinsidae
Exons: 3
Coding region: 1-1944 (647 amino acids)
Source: RefSeq, a predicted model, not a curated record